Molecule: messenger RNA, 891 nt
Organism: Leptopilina heterotoma
Lineage: Eukaryota; Metazoa; Arthropoda; Insecta; Hymenoptera; Figitidae
Exons: 2
Coding region: 1-891 (296 amino acids)
Source: RefSeq, a predicted model, not a curated record
AUGAGGAACAAGGACAAGAAUAAGCAACAUCAAGCAACCAAUAGCUCCAGAAAUGCAACACAUAGUUUUCAUCUCAGUGUACAAAAGAAAUGCCUUGUAUGUCAAGCCGACCAUUCAAUCUACAGAUGUCCUAAGUUUCAAGAAAUGAAUCAAGAAAAACGACUUAAGCUGGUGUACAAUCAGAGCCGCUGCAUCAACUGUUUGGGUCUCGGACAUGGUUUACAAACAUGUCAAUCCAGAAAUUGCUCUAUCUGUGGAGAUUUCCCAGGUGAUGAUAUUCUUCCCACAGCAGUAAUACAUAUUCUCAAUGAUUCUCAUCAACUCAUUCCAUGCCGGACGCUGCUUGACACGGGAUCAUCUACAAAUUUCAUCACCACGGAACUAGCUGAUCAACUUCAGCUGGAGAAAAUUAAGUGCUCAGUAUCGGUGGGUGCCCUUAAUGACCUCUCUACAGUCUCGAACUAUUAUGUGACUGCAACUAUUCGUUCUCGAUACAAUAAUUUUGAAAGGACACUCAAUUUUCUAGCCAUACCGGCAAUUUCGUCAUCGAUUCCAGGUCAACAACUGGAUAGAAAGUCCUUUCAGGUGCCUCACUCAAUUCGUCUACAACUUGCGGAUUCAGAAUUUCACAAAUCUGCACCUGUUCAAUUGCUUUUAGGAUCUGGAUCUUCAAUCUCUACACUUGCUGUCGGACAACUCAAAAUUUCUGACACUUCUAAUCUCAUCGCACAGAACACUAUGUUAGGAUGGACGAUUUGUGGAAAUAUUCAUAAUACUCAUUGUGAAAAAUCUCAAUGCCAUACCACUACCAGCAUUAUCAACGAAUUAAAAAGAUUUUGGGAAAUUAAAGAUGGAAUAUCCAGUCAAAAACACCUGUCUCCUACCGAAUAA